AUGUUGUUCUGGAAAGUCGAGCCAACGCCAAUUCGAGCCCGCGCGUGGAUGCUAGAAGGUUUUGACCACCUUCAAGUCAACAGGCUCAACCUUCCCCGUCACCUGGAAGGAAUCAAGAAGGAGCUUAGUAAAGAGUGGGUGAAGCAUAACAAAGCUUCAGCAAAGCAACCUGCGACGAGAACCAAAAGGAAGGCAAACGCUAUCAUCAGCGCACCUGCAAGCAAGAGGGCCAAAGGGACUACGCCAAUCAAGUCUGAGGAAACACCAGACGCAAUGCUACCUCCACCUCCCCCAAAGCUUCUCGGAAAUCUCAAAGGAAAGUACGCAAUCCUAACGGACUUUGCUUGCUGCGAUGGGCAAUCAGACCCUGCACACGACUACAUAUGCAAUAUUGUAUUGUCACCUGGUGACGGCGAGACUAUGCGAGGCCACCUCAACAUGGGCCAAAUCAUAGAUUACAACAUUUUGAUGUUCUUCGAGAAGCGACCGACUGAGGCAUCCUCCCAAAAGGUCUGGUUCAGAUGGCGAGGCACCAAGGCAUACGGCAGUUACAAGAAAUACAGAGGUGACAACAACCAUGGAUGGGUCAAGUUUCUCGGAGACUGCCGAAUUGAGGUAUGGUUUGACAAACUAAAAGUGCAUCUGGAUGCGCAAAAGGGGAGGGGCAUGGGCGAGAACCAAAAACACAGCAUGAGCGGAUUUUGGGAAGACUGGCAUGAUUAUGACGACAAGGAAAUCGAUCUUUUGGAUACGUCGAAACUAUUUCAUGACUGGUAG
Messenger RNA from Fusarium poae, 777 nucleotides. RefSeq lists its product as uncharacterized. Lineage: Eukaryota; Fungi; Ascomycota; Sordariomycetes; Hypocreales; Nectriaceae. The transcript has a single exon. The record is from RefSeq and is a predicted model, not a curated record. The coding region runs from base 1 to 777 and encodes 258 amino acids.